Rhizopus microsporus ATCC 52813 is the source of this 3728-nucleotide messenger RNA. RefSeq lists its product as uncharacterized. The annotation marks the transcript as partial. Gene Ontology annotation, cellular component: cell septum; cell periphery. The record is from RefSeq and is a predicted model, not a curated record. Gene Ontology annotation, molecular function: chitin synthase activity. The transcript has 5 exons. Lineage: Eukaryota; Fungi; Mucoromycota; Mucoromycetes; Mucorales; Rhizopodaceae.
UUUUUUUCUUUCCUUUUCGUAUAUCAAGAAUCCCCUUGACGCUUUAACUUAUUGUGGACCUUAAUUAAAUAACUAUUACUACUACUAUUACUAUAACUAUAAUAAUUACAAUAAUCACUAUAAACAUUACAACACUCUAGUCUUUCUGUUUCUCAACAACAUGGACUUUACGUUUAAAGAUAUAUCCAUAUCCACUAAUUUUGACAUCCAGACAUACACAAGCAAUGGUGCAACCAAAAAGCGCACUUCAUCAAUGAUACGACCUGAGCGCAGUCGCUUUAAUCAGCAUCAUCCACAAUAUCACACAAAGCGACACAUUGAGGCAAAAAACGAGGCUUAUUAUGACCCAUUGAACGAUAUACAUGACUCCCAUCAGCGAUCGGCCAUUCGCAGAAGCAUCUUGGCACACGAUUAUGACGAAAAAAGGACAACAGAAGACACUUCUAGUUCAGUCGACGAACUACACAAAAGACUAAGCAUCUGGCAAAUUUACUGUUACUUGAUCACCUGCUGUUGCUCACCAACAAUCUUAAAAGUGAUUGGCAAAAAGGAUAAGAAUGCUCAAAUGGCAUUUCGAGAAAAAAUAGGCCUUGUUGUCAUCAUUUUGAUGAUUAUGGCCUUUGUCGGUUUCUUAACCUUUGGAUUCACACAGGUUGUAUGCCCGAGACCACCUCUCAGCUUUAGACUGGAUUCGAUAAAUAACGGAUACGUGAUCAUUCAUGGGUGGGCCUACAUGCUGGCAUCCUGGAAUAACCAUCCGCCCAUCCCAGGGAUUUCAAAAGUGCCUACAAACGUUAUAUAUGAGCCAAUCAAUGCAGGUGGUAAGGAUGCAUCAUUUCUGUUCCAAAGCAUAAACGGACACUGCGCUUCCGUAAUCACACCAAAAUCAAAAGGCUCUGUUGCUGGAGAAGGUUCGUUACCUUCUUAUUUUCCUUGUCAGUUGAUCGAUAAAAGCUAUACACCUCCCGAUCCUUCACUUUACGUAAACCAUACAGCUUGUCAUAUAUCUUCCUCAGCAAUGACUACCUUCAAGGAACUUAGGACAACAGGAAUAAUAAACUCAGAGGGAAACUAUGAUAAGGCUGGAAGAAUUUAUUAUGAUUGGAACGACAUCAAUAGUACAUCGCAUCUAGCUGUAUACAACGGUCAUGUUUUAAAUCUAAAUCUGUUGCGAUCAUUACCUCUUUCUUUGUUUGAUGUUCCCAAAGAUGGUCUCAUACAAACGAUGAUUCAAGACAUAGCCUCCUUUGGCGGACAAGAUAUCACCCAUAAAGUUAUCGCCCACAAGUCUGAGAGUAUACCCUGGAGGACUGAAGCGAGAUGUUUAAAAAGCCUGAUCAAGAUUGGCGAAAUAGAUACAAAGAGCGUAGGUUGCAUGGCCUCUGAUGUCGUCCUGUACACGUCUCUGAUCGUCAUCCUCGGCGUUAUUCUCAUCAAGUUCUUUCUUGCUGUUGUCUUUGGCUGGUUUCUUUCAUGGAAACUUGGAAAUUUCAAGGAGGGCAAGUCAUACAAAGAUAGGAUGCGUCGUGAUAGGGAAAUUGAGAAUUGGACAGCUGGCAUAAACGUAUCUGCUCGAUCACCUUAUCAGAACGGUUCAGGCGAAUCGAAAUCUAAUCUUCAUAAGCCAGCCUCUGCCUAUGCAGCCAAAAAGGCUUCCAUCAUACCUAAGAAGUCUCGAUUUACACAACCAGAUGCUGGGUCAAUGCAUUUCAACCCAAAUGAUAGAUCAGCCAGUAUGGUAUGGACACAGUCUUUAGGAUCCAGAGUGUUCCGUUCAAGUGCUUAUGAGCAGUCCUACGCCAGAUUGAAUGGCUCUAUAUCAGAAAGAAGUCGAAGUUACACAGGUUCUCCUUUGUCUCAUCGAUCAUCUAUUACAUCCACUUCAUCCAAGACACAGAUAACAUCCCAGUUACUCAAAGAGUGCUCUCAAAAGCUUUCUCCCUAUACUGUACCUCAGCCCCGCCCGGAUUACAUGCCCUUUGGAUUCCCUUUGGCUCAUACCAUUUGUUUGGUCACUUGUUACUCUGAAGGCGAGGAUGGACUACGUACAACAUUAGAUUCAAUUGCGACCACGGACUAUCCAAACUCUCACAAGCUCAUACUUGUCAUAGCGGAUGGCAUGAUUACCGGACACGGUAACUCAAUGUCUACUCCAGAUAUAUGUCUAUCCAUGAUGGAAGGCUUCUUGAUUGAACCAGAUGAAGUAGAGGCCAGCUCAUAUAUUGCUAUUGCAGAUGGUACUAAGCGGCACAAUAUGGCGAAAGUCUACGCAGGCUAUUAUCGAUACGACAAUAACACGGUUGAUACGGUUGCUCAGCAGCGAGUUCCAAUGAUCACGAUCGUCAAAUGCGGUACACCAGAAGAACAGAACAGAGAGGCCAAGCCUGGUAAUCGUGGUAAAAGAGAUUCUCAGGUCAUCUUGAUGUCCUUUUUACAAAAAGUCAUGUUUAAUGAAAGAAUGACAGAGCUCGAAUAUGAAUUCUUUUCAAACAUCUGGCGCAUCACAGGCGUAAGUCCUGAUGAAUACGAAAUUGUUCUUAUGGUAGAUGCAGACACAAAGGUGUACCCAGAUGCUCUCUCUCGACUUGUAAGCUGCAUGGUCAAUGAUCCUGAAGUGAUGGGUCUCUGCGGUGAGACAAAGAUAGGAAACAAGACAGACAGUUGGGUUUCUAUGAUUCAAGUCUUUGAGUAUUAUAUUUCUCAUCACCAAAGUAAAGCUUUUGAAUCUAUAUUCGGAAACGUCACUUGUCUGCCUGGCUGCUUUUGUAUGUAUCGAAUCAAGGCUCCCAAAGGAAAUAACGGACACUGGGUUCCUAUUUUGGCUAAUCCUGAUAUCAUUGAACAUUACUCUGAAAACGUAGUCGACACACUUCACAAAAAGAAUCUGCUGUUACUGGGUGAAGACAGAUAUUUGUCCACUCUAAUGCUCAAGACAUUUCCCCGUCGAAAGAUGCUGUUUGUGCCUCAAGCAGUGUGCAAGACUGUUGUACCUGACUCAUUUAUGGUUCUCUUGUCUCAACGAAGACGUUGGAUUAACUCGACAAUUCAUAACCUGAUGGAACUUGUCUUCGUUAGGGACCUUUGUGGCACGUUUUGUUUCUCAAUGCAGUUUGUAGUGUUUAUGGAACUGGUCGGUACAUUAGCUUUACCUGCGGCCAUCUCAUUUACACUGUACCUUAUUGUGAUGGCUAUACUAGGACAACCAGCAGUUCUUUCCUUAAUUCUGCUAGCACUUAUCCUCGGCCUUCCUGCAGUCUUGAUUGUCAUGACCAGUAGAAAGCUCGUAUAUGUGGGCUGGAUGGUCAUCUACCUAUUCAGCUUACCCAUCUGGAACUUUGUUCUUCCUUCCUAUGCAUAUUGGCACUUUGAUGACUUUACCUGGGGUGAAACACGAAAGGUACAAGGCGAAGGCAAAGACAAUCAUGGAGAUAAGGAAGGAGAAUUUGAUUCUUCGCAGAUAACAAUGAAGAAAUGGACUGAAUUUGAAAGAGAUAGAAGGAUGAGAGAAGCACAAGCGCGUUCAGAGGCACUCUUACAGCAACAUCUAGCCAAACGUUGGUCUCCAGCUGAUCUAUCUAUCGACAUUGAUAGAUCUACCCUGUCUAAUUUGAUUGAUUCAACCCUGAGCGCUUCGGCUAGAUCGCUUUCACCAUCUUGCCCAGCAUCACCUCGUUCAUCCAUGCCUAAACAAAAGGAUGACAGUCAAGAAGAAGAGGAGGAGGAAGAAG